GCUCGGAGAUGAAGAGUCUUCAGUCACCGCUUCCUUAAAGCAUCCACCUCCUGCCUUCUUCAGAGGAUCGUCAGACUUCCAGGACGCUUCUGCCUCACCCUCUCAUCAGUAAAGGGACAGGAAGACAGUAUCAUUCAUCAUGGGCCUUCUCCACCUUGUCGAGGAUAGGCCUACGCCUAAGCAGGUGUACAACUGGCGCGUGUACGCCGCCGCGUCUGUUGCAUCUUUCGCAGCUUGCAUGAUCGGUUAUGACUCUGCCUUCAUCGGAACAACGCUUGCGCUGCCUUCCUUUGUUGACGAAUUCCGACUGAACUCACCUAGGCAAAUCUCAGCCUCAGCUCUUGCCACAACAAGGUCCAACAUUGUCUCUGUCUACCAGGCUGGUGCUUUCUUCGGUGCUUUGGGUGCCUAUGUCACUUCCUACUACCUUGGCCGCAGGAUUACAUUACUUAUCUGGACUAUGGUCUUUAUCCUCGGUGCAGGGAUGAUGUUGGGCGCGAACGGCGAGCGUGGGCUUGGUCUGAUCAUUGGCGGCCGUGUUUUGGCCGGUCUUGGUGUUGGUGCUGCCAGUAACAUGGUUCCGAUCUACAUUUCCGAAUUGUCGCCUCCAGCGGUUCGUGGACGUCUUGUCGGUAUCUAUGAGCUUGGAUGGCAGAUCGGUGGCCUUGUUGGUUUCUGGAUCAACUACGGCCUUGUCGAGACCAUGGGCCCGUCUACACGCCAAUGGAUGAUCCCAUUCGCCGUUCAGCUCAUUCCCGCUGGUAUGCUUCUUCUCGGCGCUAUUUGGCUGAAGGAAUCACCCCGAUGGCAAUUCGCUCGUGGCGAUCGCGAGAAGGCUGUUAGAGACCUGUGCUGGAUUCGUAACCUUGAGGCCACUCACCCUUACAUGGUUGAAGAGAUUGCUGCUAUCGACGCUGAGAUUGAGCACGACCGUAUGAUCGUUGGCCCCGGAUUCUGGGCACCCUUCAAGGCUGUCAAGCAGCGCAAGGUGCAGUACCGUCUCUUCCUCGGCGGUAUGCUCUUCCUCUGGCAGAACGGAUCCGGUAUCAAUGCCAUCAACUACUACUCGCCCACCGUAUUCAGGUCCAUCGGCAUCACUGGUACUAACACCGGUUUCUUCACGACUGGACUGUUUGGCGUAGUCAAAACAGUCCUUACCGUCGUCUGGCUCAUGUACCUGAUCGAUCAUCUCGGACGCACUAAACUCCUCAUGAUCGGUGCUGCUGGCGGAUCGGUCUGCAUGUGGAUCAUCGGCGCAUACAUCAAGAUCCGAGGACCUACGACUUCUGGGAGUGGCAACCUGCCCCCUGGCGGUAUCGCAGCUAUCUUUUUCUUUUAUCUCUGGACUGCGUUCUACACUCCUUCCUGGAACGGAACCCCGUGGGUCAUCAACUCCGAAAUGUUCUCCCAACAGACCCGCUCCCUUGGACAAGCAUCUGCAGCAAUGAACAAUUGGUUCUGGAAUUUUAUCAUCUCGCGCUUCACACCGCAGAUGUUCAACACCAUGAGCUACGGUGUUUACUUUUUCUUCGCCUGCUUGAUGAUUCUAUCGGUUCCGUUCGUUUACUUCCUUAUUCCCGAGACCAAGGGUAUUCCUCUUGAGCGUAUGGAUGAGCUGUUCGAGAUUAAGCCUGCCAAUAAGGCCCACGGUAUCUUACUCGAGCGCCUGGGUGAGAUGGAGGCAGUCCGCGAGGGCGGUUUAUUCGAGGAGAAAGCUAAGGAUGCCGAGCGCCGUGAGAGCGUCUAAGCAAUUGACGAUGUAUGAAUUUGUAUGGUGGAGGAAAUAUGCAUGACUCUAUGAUAUCUAUAUGUUAGCACGCAGCAUUGCUAUAAUCGAUCAUUUAAUUAAUUACCACAAAC
Messenger RNA from Boeremia exigua, 1860 nucleotides. RefSeq names its product general substrate transporter. Gene Ontology annotation, biological process: transmembrane transport; carbohydrate transport. The record is from RefSeq and is a predicted model, not a curated record. The coding region runs from base 140 to 1747 and encodes 535 amino acids. NCBI's taxonomy places the organism in Eukaryota, Fungi, Ascomycota, Dothideomycetes, Pleosporales, Didymellaceae. The transcript has 3 exons. Gene Ontology annotation, cellular component: membrane. Gene Ontology annotation, molecular function: carbohydrate:proton symporter activity.